This is a messenger RNA of Brenthis ino (lesser marbled fritillary), 681 nucleotides long. The record is from the annotation of a GenBank genome assembly. NCBI's taxonomy places the organism in Eukaryota, Metazoa, Arthropoda, Insecta, Lepidoptera, Nymphalidae.
AUGUUUAGUUUUUGCAAUUUUCUUAAUACUAAGACAUUGACUGAACAGAAACCUAUUCUGUAUGGAGAUGAAAUUUCGCCGCCGGUAAGAUUUGUUUUAAUGACAGCAUCCAUUUUAAAAAUCGAUAUGGAUUUCCAAAAAAUCGAUUUAUUUAAAACGGAAAAUAGAAGCGAAUUUUUUAAAAAGAUAAAUCCUCUACAAAAAGUACCAGCUAUGGUUACAAAUGAUACAAAUGUAUGUGACAGCCAUGCUAUUGCUAUAUAUUUCUGCCAGCUUGUCAAUGACUAUUCCCUGUAUCCAGAGGAUCGUGUACAAAGAGCAAAAAUAAAUCAAAUAUUAUUCUUUAACUCUAGCACUUUGUUUCGUAUAGAUAGUGAAUUGAUGAGUACAUUUUUUGCGGGGCACUGGCCCAUGGGUGAAAUGAAACUAGAAGAAUGGUACUCAGCUUUGGAUUUUUUAGAGUUUCUCUUGAAUAAAAAUAAUUGGUUAGCAGGAAAUAAGAUUCAUUUAUGCGACAUUUGUGUUGUGACGGUAGUGACGUCUAUGUGUUUAUUGGUUCCACUAACACAACGACACCCUAGGGUACAACAAUGGGUUAAGCUUUUUGAAAGCUUACCUUUUUAUGAUAUUAAUAAACGAGGAUUAUGUGCUUUAAAUAAUUAUAUAAUGGCGAUGAAGAUU